AUACAAGAUCAGGGCCUAUACAAGAUCUUGUGUUGUGCUGUUCUGCGUGUACACAGUGUGGCUUGGGUUGCCUAUUCCUACAGGGGGAUUUUUUAAUUUUCCUGUAAAAUCAUGAUCUCUAGAGGACUGCCUCCAGGACAUUCUGUGCAAUGAACAGGUUAGCUGUUCACAUCACAGGGUGACUGCAGAUGGCGCUUUUUAUUUGCUAAGUGAGUGGCUGUGCAUGUUUGGAAGGCGGCUGCAAUUGGUUGUGUUCCCCUGUGAAGCUGUGAAUGACGUUGAGCAGAGCUGGGUCUGGUGAUGUCUUCCGGCUGCAAACCAGCACCGUGUAGGAACAGCAGUGGGUGAGAAGCCUGGGUUGUGGAGCCCGAGCCGGCACGGUAGCAGCCGGCAGUGGGGUUGCAGGAGCGGUGAGAGGCCUCGCUAGCAAGACCUAGUGACGUAUGCAAACUCGUCUGGAUUGUCAAGUCAUGUCAGCAGAGCAUCUGAUCGAUACCUGACUGUCCCUGGGGGCUGGUGUGUGGGAAAACUGACCCCCCUCCCCAGUCUACUCCCUGCUGUAUUUUCGUACCAGACGCUCAACCCCCUCCGUCCCUGUUCCUCGUGGAAACUGAUGGGAAUCGGCAGAAAUACAACCACCAAGGGCAGCAUGGAGCCCGGGAGCACCUCCGAUAGCAAGUACGAGGAUGAGAAACACUCAGCUUCAUUCUACCCAGAGCCGGUGGUGAUGAACGGUGCGGUUCCAGCGAGCAGCGAGCAGGACACGGAGGUCACCGAGCUGAUGGCGGUGUACGGCAACGAGAACGGCUCUCCAGAGAAAGCUUCCCUCACUGAUGCCUCCAGCAGCAAGGAAUGCCCGGAACCCCGACAAAUGGACAUGAUCUACUCCAUUGAGGAUGUUCCACCCUGGUACCUCUGCAUAUUCCUGGGACUACAGCACUACCUGACCUGCUUCAGUGGGACCAUCGCUGUGCCCUUCCUGCUGGCGGAAGCCAUGUGUGUCGGCUAUGAUCAAUGGGCCACCAGCCAACUGAUUGGGACCAUCUUCUUCUGCGUGGGCUUGACCACCCUGAUGCAAACCACGUUCGGGUGCAGGCUGCCCUUGUUCCAGGCCAGCGCCUUUGCUUUCCUGGCUCCUGCUCGUGCUAUUUUGGCCUUGGAUAAAUGGAAAUGCAACAACACAGGUCUCCCUUUUCCAAAUAGCUCUGAAUAUAUGGACACGUCACAUAUUUGGCACCCAAGGAUACGAGAGAUCCAGGGAGCCGUGCUGGUAUCUUCCCUCGUUGAGGUGGUGAUCGGUUUCCUGGGGCUACCGGGAGUGCUCCUCGACUACAUUGGCCCCCUCACCAUCACCCCAACUGUGACACUGAUCGGCCUGUCCGGUUACCAGGCAGCAGGGGAGCGAGCUGGCAAACACUGGGGCAUCGCGAUGCUGACAAUAUUAUUGGUGCUGAUAUUCUCUCAAUACGCACGGAACAUCAAACUGCCUCUUCCCGUUUACAGAUACAAAAAGGGGUGGACUGCCUACAAGUUGCAGCUAUUCAAAAUGUUCCCGAUUAUUUUGGCCAUCCUGGUGUCGUGGUUUCUGUGCUUCAUUUUCACGGUGACUGAUGUCUUCCCACCAGACAGUGAUCAGUACGGUUACUAUGCCCGCACAGACGCAAGGAAAGGGGUCCUCGAUGUGGCACCGUGGUUCAAAGUCCCUUACCCCUUACAGUGGGGACUCCCCACCGUGACCCUAGCGGGAGUGAUCGGGAUGAUGAGUGCGGUGAUUGCCAGUAUUAUCGAGUCCAUCGGCGAUUACUACGCCUGCGCCCGGCUGUCCGGUGCCCCAACCCCGCCGAUACACGCAAUCAACAGGGGCAUCAUGGUUGAAGGUUGUUCCUGUAUACUGGAUGGGCUAUUUGGCACCGGAAACGGGUCCACAUCUUCCAGCCCCAACAUCGGGGUGUUGGGAAUCACAAAGGUGGGGAGCAGGAGGGUCAUACAGUACGGAGCUGCGAUGAUGCUUUUGCUGGGGUCCAUCGGAAAGUUCAGUGCUCUCUUUGCAUCGCUCCCCGACCCAGUCCUCGGAGCUCUCUUCUGCACCUUGUUUGGAAUGAUUACUGCCGUGGGAUUGUCCAACCUUCAGUUUGUUGAUCUCAACUCCUCACGCAACCUCUUUGUCCUCGGAUUCUCGAUCUUCUUUGGUCUCAUGUUGCCCAGCUACGUGAAGCGGAAUCCCCUUGUAACAGGUGUUGUUGAGAUUGACCAAGUGCUGAACGUGUUGUUGACAACCGCCAUGUUUGUGGGUGGCUGUGUCGCCUUCAUCCUGGACAACACCAUCCCAGGAACCACUGACGAGAGGGGCAUUUGCAAGUCGAAGAUUGGAAUCGUUGGAUACAAGACCUCAGACAGCAAGGAGACCUAUGACCUGCCCAUCGGCAUGAAAUAUCUCAGGCGAUACAAACUGUUCAGUUACCUGCCCAUCUGCCCGACCUUCACUGGGUACUACUGGCAGGAGUACAGGGAGAAGAAGAACAGUCGGAGGCGGGACGAGAUGCCCGAGUCCACGGUAUAGAGUUGAGGACGCCAUCACUGUUGGCUGUGUCUGUAGAGGCUCCUCCCGUCCAUCGUGUAUUUGUGCCCAAAGCGGAGAAGACAGCAGUGUGGCGUUGCCCUCCCUCCUCUCCACCCUCUGCUCCCUUCUCAACGCAUGUGUGGCCGCACAACUCUCUCUGACGUGUCGAUGGGGAUGGGAGCAGAGUGUUUUUUGCCAUUGCCGGAUUGGCAUCUUUGUCAAGAGUCAUUGCCGGCCAACACUUCAUCCAAGUCAUUGUUGUCUGGGCUGACAAAGCUGUUUUCUAGUGGUCGUGUGCAUGUUGGG
Messenger RNA from Leucoraja erinaceus (little skate), 2866 nucleotides. It is a transcript of the gene slc23a2, whose product is annotated as solute carrier family 23 member 2. NCBI's taxonomy places the organism in Eukaryota, Metazoa, Chordata, Chondrichthyes, Rajiformes, Rajidae. Gene Ontology annotation, cellular component: membrane. Gene Ontology annotation, molecular function: transmembrane transporter activity. The record is from RefSeq and is a predicted model, not a curated record. The coding region runs from base 614 to 2560 and encodes 648 amino acids. Gene Ontology annotation, biological process: L-ascorbic acid metabolic process; transmembrane transport. The transcript is spliced from 16 exons.